AUGAAGGCGACUUCCUUCAUCUCACAGUUAGGGCCGGGGCGGUUUUACCUCACCGUGCACGCCAAGCCGGGCGGAAGAAGUUCAUCUCUGGCGUGUCAACCUGCCGUGACGUAUGCGGCACUGGAGGUCCGCAUCGGAGCACCACCUGCAGAGGGAAAAGCCAACGCUGAACUGAUCGACUUUAUGCAGACGAUCAUCGAGAAAGAACUGGCGCGGCUGCGCACGGUGCAGCAUCAUACGCCAAGGGACGGCAUUGCGUCCGUCGUGGAAUGCUCAAAUGCCGGCCCUUCCAAGAAGAACAGGAAUAAAGGUAAAAUCAAGGAUAAGAAAAAGAAUCCUGAAAACAAUAAGAUGGAAUGCGCCGUGGAACUCCCAGACAAAGUAAGGGUGUCGCUUGUGGGUGGGGCAACCGCUCGGUAUAAGACGCUAGAAGUGUCAUUUCCUGGGACGCAAGAAGAGUUAAUCAGCGUGUUAAAUUCGGCGUAUGUUUCCUAA
Trypanosoma conorhini is the source of this 495-nucleotide messenger RNA. RefSeq lists its product as uncharacterized. The coding region runs from base 1 to 495 and encodes 164 amino acids. The transcript has a single exon. NCBI's taxonomy places the organism in Eukaryota, Euglenozoa, Kinetoplastea, Trypanosomatida, Trypanosomatidae. The record is from RefSeq and is a predicted model, not a curated record. Gene Ontology annotation, cellular component: cytoplasm.